This is a messenger RNA of Lymnaea stagnalis (great pond snail), 34115 nucleotides long. NCBI's taxonomy places the organism in Eukaryota, Metazoa, Mollusca, Gastropoda, Lymnaeidae. The record is from the annotation of a GenBank genome assembly.
AUGAGAUUUAUUUUGAUUCUCAGGAUUUGAAUGAUACUCGGAGACAUAAAUAUGUAAGUAGAAGUGUGAGCAAAUAUUUUAUUGGUAUGAAAUGCAUGUAAAGAUGCAUGAUUUACAUUCCUUAGAUGUUUAAUUUAUAUGCGUGGUGCUGCUAUGUGUGGUGCCAUGUGUGGUGCCAUGUGUGGUGUCAUGUGUGGUAAAAUGUGUGGUGCCAUGUGUGGUGCCAUGUGUGGUGCCUUGUGUUAUAUCAUGUGUGGUACUAUGUGUGAUGCUAUGCGCGGCGCUAUGCGUGGUGCCAUUUUUGUUGCUAUGUGUGGUGCCAUGUGUGGUGCUAUAUGUGGUGCUAUGUGUAAUAUUAUAUGUAGUGCUAUGUGUUGUGCUAUAUGUGGUGCUAUGUGUGGUGAUUUAUAUGGUGCUACGCGUGGUGAUAUAUUAUGUGGGGCUAUUGUAUUGAUAUAUGUAGGGCUAUGUGUAAUGCCAUAUGUAGUGUUGUGUGUGGUGCUACAUGCGGUGCUAUGAAAAUUUAGGAUAUGUUUGUAGCAAGGGCAGGGCUAGUUGGGCAUGUUAGCUCGCUGAUGUUAAAAUGAGUCGGCGAUGAGAUACUUUCCACUCAAGUGGCGUAACUAGACGCAUCUCCACUGGGAACACCCUGAAAAGAGGCCGUCAAAUCAAAUAGUGUAUUUUAAUGUUAAGCAUGUCAUUUAAAAAAAAGGCAUUAUUGUUUUAUUUUGAUCAUUGCGAGUGGACACCCACCUUCAAGUCCCCUGCAUUGAAACGCCCACCCUUAACCCCCCACCCCCCCCCCCCCACCUCCACCACCGUUACCCAAUGUAUUAUUAAUGGCCAUGCGGCUGAAAGGAAUUUAAUAGAUAUAAACAACCCACCUCCACCACCGUUACCCAAUGUAUUAUUAAUGGCCAUGCGGCUGAAAGGAAUUUAAUAGAUAUAAACACAUUUUUGUUCUACGGUUCAUGAACUUCCAUAAUGUUAGCCUGAGCCCAUCUUUAUAAACAAAUUCAGUAGCUGUUCAUCGCUAUUAUCGUCUUAUGCCAAAACCAAUGACCACAUUGAAGAACUCAUUUAUUUCACCAAGAGAGACGGUUUGAGGUGGCUCAAAAGGGGAGGGGUGUGCUUCGGACACCUGCACUUAAGAGAUUCACUGGCAGUUGUGUUAAUUUGAGAUGUAUAGGCCCAAUACUUGGCUGUGUCCAAAGUCCUCAUAGGUCUUGAUCCGGUCUUUCUAUUUUAUUUGCGAAUGUAAUGCGUCCUUGAUGUUCUCAUCGUAUUCUUGUGACACCGUGAAAGUACGUUUAUGUAUUCUGCAUUGCUGUUCCUCUGUGUAGCUGUAAACCGUUUGUAUAAACGAAAUACCGUCUCAUGUAAUUAUCUGCCUAAUGAGUGGCGACGCUCUAUUAGGUGUUAAUACGAGGUUAAUCAUUUUGACUUCUUUGCAAAAGGACAAAAUACAAAGGCAUAGCGAGACAUUUUGUGCCCCCAGGGGUGGAGUUUGAGUUGGCCCUUCACCCCGAAAAGUAUAGUGCGUUUAGGCACAGGGGUACCUGAUAUAAAGAACCUUUAAAUAGCGAUGCCUCUGGCAUGUGCGCUAACUCACCCCGAAACGUAGUAAUUAGCACUAGCUGAACCUGAAAAUAGCACCAACCCUGCAAAUAGCACCACUGCAGCAAGUGUUUGUGUUAUAUCCAGUGUUUACUCUUAUAGAAACGUGCCUGAAUGUCAGUUUGAACAUUGUUAAGGAGAGGGGAGAAACAAUUCCAGGGCGGUCAAAAGGUCCCGAGCCAAACCAAGUGUGAGCAGGGGUUCAAGAGAAGGGAUCCUUAAACCUUCCCCACCAUCCCAUAUUUAAAAAAAAAUCCAUUCAAAAUAGCAUGAUUAAUUUAGGCUUGCAGAGCUCUAGAGAAGGCACGGUCUGACUCAGCUUCCGGAGAUGCGCCAUCAGCUUUCUGAACCUACUGCACAAGAAAAUUUCGUGCCAGAAUCGCCUCAUCAGGCCAUCUGCAGACACGAUCAGAAUUAGCAUAAAUCUGAUGAGUAAAGUGGUCAUGGUCGACUUCCGACUGACGAACGACAACAAAAUUAAAUGAAUGGUCAAAUAAAAAUAUACUUUGCUUCUUUUAAUCAUUUUCUUUUUGUCACCUUUGGCUGAAAAGGCCGGAAACUGUUACACGUAAAAAAAAAAGACGGAUCAAUCAUCAACCCACCACGCCCCCCUUUUUUUUUCUACGUCACUAACCGUAUGCCCUUUACAAGCAACCCUUCUACUUGCUUUACAUUAAUGCAAUGCUUUACCGCCAUCAUAUGUGCUCACUGUUAAUGGUGUACUGCUGCUGGAGCAUGCCAUUUAGCUUUGGACAUCUGUAUUAAAUUACAGUUUCUUUUAUGAGGUGCUCUAUUGUGCUCGGUGUCAUCAAAUGACUAUUGUUAUUAUAUUAUGUUAUGGGAGUGCGUCUAUUUAUAACUUGUGCUGCAAUUACGAUUCAUUGUGAAUACUGGGUCAUUGAUUGUUGACAUAACAGUGGCGAAUCCAGAGUAUGUUAGAGUUAGGAGGAAGGCUUAGAACAACUGUAGACAACAUAACGAGUUUGAUUUCAAUGAAGAUUUACACGUGUAGUUACAGAUUAUGUUAUGAAAUGUUGUUAGGUUAAAGUUGUAAAACAAGUUUAAAUCGACGCUAUUGUGGAGAUGUGUAUUGAAGGGCAGUGUACUUAUUAUUAUUUAGAAAUCUUGUGUGUUGCUUAAACUAUGGGUCGGGAAUAGGACAUCACACCCACCCGCCAGAGCCCUCCAGACCAUACUUCUUUUAGAAACGCCCCUGUCGAUCUGUUGUAUUGUUGUAUGUUUUUUGUUUUAUUUGUGUGUGUGUGAAUGGCGUCCAAAUAUUGCAGCAUACAGGUGCGUAUCUAGGAAUAAAGAGUAAAAAAAAAAUCAGAAGUUGAUUGGUAGUAUGGCAUGUUUUUCACUGUCACAAUAUGGAGGCAUGUAUUUAUUGUCACAAUAUGCUGGCAUAUUUUCACUGUCACAAUAUGGAGGCAUGUUUUCACUGUCACAAUAUGGAGGCAUAUUUUCACUGUCACAAUAUGGAGGCAUGUUUUCACUGUCACAAUAUGGAGGCAUAUUUUCACUGUCACAAUAUGGAGGCAUGUUUUCACUGUCACAAUAUGGAGGCACAUUGUCACUGUCACAAUAUGGUGGCAUGCAUUUAUGGUCACAGUAAGGAGGCAUGUAUUUAUUGUCACAAUAAGGAGUCAUGUAUGUAUUGUCACAAUAUGAAAGCCACGUUUUUCACUGUCAUAAUAUGGAGGCACGCAGUUUGACUUGUAACACAAAAUGUAUGAUAGUAGGACGAUACAUGCCUAACAAGAGCAAAUCUCACAGCUCCAUGUCUUAAGCAAUGCCAUAGAUUUGAUCGAAGAUAGUCUUCUUCUUUACACCUGACAGUAAUACUCGAAAAUCCCACCUGACAGUUAUACUCUAACCUCCCACCUGACAGUUAAAUUCUAACCUAACUCCUGACAGUUAUAAUCUUAUCUCACAUCAGACAGUUAUACUCUAACCUAACGCCUGACAAUUAUACUAACCUAACACCUGACGGUUAUGCUCUAGCAAUACAUGCACCUGACAGUUAUACUCUAACCUAACCCCAUACAUUUAUACUCUAACCUAACAACUGACAGUUUUAAUCUAGCCUCAAACCUGACAGUUAUAAUCUAGCCUCACACGUGACAGUUAUAUUCAAACACCACAUCUGACAGAACCCCUGUGAGCUAUGCUCUAUUUCAACAUAUCUAUGUAUGGUCAGAUCAGACUAACAUUGAAUUAUAAUUUUGUACGGAUCCCCAGCCUCCUCAGCAAGAUCCGCCCAUGUAUCGGCGCGUAGGUAAACACCCGUAAACGUCAUUUCAAGAGUUUGAUCCCGUUGAUAUUAAUCUCCGCCUGCGUCAAUGAACCCAACCCAAUCGCUCGAUCCCACCUGGCUCAUUCAAGUCUCAAACGUACCUCAACCCCUUUUAUAACACUAGUAAAUAUGGUUUAGUGCCCAUUCAGUGAAGUCAGUCAAUAAUGACCCGAUGACACAGGACAAUCACCUGGGUCUGUGGACUUCUUUGAGGCGCGUCGUUGACUGAUCUUCUCAACUGCUUGCUCUGUAUCGAUCGGGCACGUAUUGUAGCUUUCAGAGUUUAAAGGAUAUUUAACUUAAGAUAGACGUCUAGACCGAUUCAUUGGACUGCAUUGCAAAGUUCUUGUGGAGGGCAUGUGCGCACGUCGAACACGUGUGUUUGUGUACAUGUCGUCGUAUGCAACGCAUGUUGCUAUUGAUGGUUGAUGCAAGUGUGAUGGUGAAAUAUUACAUAAAAACCCCAUUGAUCUGUAUUGAUAAAUUCAUGCUCAUAAAGCUCAAACGACGUUACGAAACAUAUGUAGUUGGUGUGUUGUGUUUUUUGAAAUGCGUUGGUUAUAAAUUGGAGUGCUUUUCAAUAUUCCAACGUGGAUUACGGGUACUCAAAACGGAUUAAACCUAUCGUCGUGUGUCGGGGCCGCAGAUAUCCAGACAGAGUAGCAGAAAACAAAUAUAAUGUAAGUAAGCUCGUAUUUCAUUGCUACUUACCGGUCAAGUGGAUACAUUUAAAUCUUAGAGAGUUCUGGUGACGCAAUCGGCGUGUGAUUGACGCAUUUUCACUGAUACUAGCUGUGACCACGUUGGUACACGUGUACAAUACGGAAAGAGUUGCAUCAUCUAUUAUAACUAUUCCAGAUGGCACUCCAUGUGUAUAUUAACCGUUGCUUAGUUGUAUUGAUUCUGCAUGGAUACAUUUGGUACGUACGUGAUCAAGCGCAGGGCCGGUGAAGCAGCGAACGAGAGCGCAUCAGUGAGUGCAAUAAGGACUGCGCGGACAAUAUUCUCUCAGACUUAAAAAAAAAAGAUAUCUGCUUUGUUUCUAAUUACUGCAUGGCCAUUUCUCAGAUAGAUUAAUUUUGAAAUCCUUUAUAUUAGCUUCGCUUUUGUUGGUGGGUUUCUUGGUGGGUUCUUGGUAAAAAUCUUCAGACGACUAAUUGACCCACUUCUCAUCAUCAUAUCCAAAUGAAAAUUGACACACAAAUUUGUUGCCUAUUACAUAAAAUUGCUGCAAAUGUUCAGCCCUACACCAACCCCCAAAAAUUACUUUUUCCUGUUUUUAAAGGGGAAAGUGCAGGAAAUAUGAUGCCACUGAUAUCACGAUAUAAAAAUCUACGAUGACGCGCUAAAUAAGAUUCCUAGAAGUAACGCAAGAGCGUUUGAUGCGUAAUAUUUUCUUUUGAUUUUCUGAAAUAAUUGUGUAAUAAAUUUGCGGUGUAGAAGCGGAUUGUCAGACUCACCCCAAAACCCCCUAAAAUAAGUUUUUUCCAAGAAUAGGAUGAAGAAAAUUUGAAUUAUAGCCACCGCUAAGGCGCACAAAAAUAAACAUGAAGGAUUCAUACGAAACAAUCUGUUUAUAGUGGUUGUUUAUUUUGUCUUUUUACAUUUGGAGCUACACAAAAUAUUUUAAGAUAUUAUAACGUUAAGAGAAAAUUUGCAAAAAAAAAAAAAAUUAUAACGGUUAAAAGUAAAUGUAACACUGGAAGAAUUAGUGGGUUCAUCAAGAACUGAAAGUUUGUAAUCAGCUGUCGAAUCUUUAACAGAAUCAUUGCCAUUGUCAUUUAUUUAGGUAAAAGUCUCACCUGUAUUUAUCAUGUAGGUAAUAGUCUCACCUGUAUGUAUCAUGUGCAUAACAGACUCAACUGUAUUUACAAUCUAGAAAACAGUCUCAUCUGUGUGUACCAUGUAUGCAACAGUCUCACCUGUAUGUAUCAUGUAUGUAACAGUCUCACCUGUAUGUAUCAUGAAUGUAACAGUACCAUCUGUGUGUAUCAUGUAUGUAAUGUAACAGUCUCAUCUUUAUGUAUCAUGUAUGUAACAGUCUUAUCUGUAUGUAUUAUGAGCAUAACAACAUCACCAUUUGUAAAUCAUGUAUGUAACAGUCUCACCUGUAUGUAUUAUGCACAUAACAGAAACAUACAUGCAUCAUGUAGUAACAGUCUCAUCUGUAUUUAUCAUGUACACAACAUGCUGAAGCAAGACUUUCAGUCGAAACAAUUUCUUAUUAUCAUGUUUUAUUAUAUAAGCUGUCACUUAUUGUCAUGGUCUGUUAUAUAAACUGUCUUUUUUUGUCUUCUUACUAUUUAAUUCACAAUGAUUUAAGAAACUAUAAUAUCUAUGUAUGGACUAUAGCACGCAGACACUCCUAUCACUAUUUACUUACUAUGGUAUUUAAUUAGCAUGGAUAAAGUUAUAAUCAAUAAGAUAAGAAUGACAAAUAUAUUAUUGAUUGUAUUACACAUUCUCUUUUACAGGCUAUUGUUGACAGAUAAUAUUUUGUUUACAUUAAAUGAGUUGAUAAAAAGCAACCAUCAUUGAUUGUUAUCACAAUUACUUCAAUGAACGAGCAAAACCGUAUAUAUAUAUAUAUGUACUGUGUACCUACUCUGAGGGUAUGAUAUUUAUUAACUUCACAAAGUAACCAGCCAAAUAAUGGCGGCGGCGAAGCGUGAAUGGUAGCUACAUCCUCUGGUGGCUACAUCCUCUGAAAGGCUACAUCCUCUGGUGGCUACAUCCUCUGGUGGCUACCUCCUCUGGCGGCUACCUCCUCUGGUGGCUACAUCCUCUGGUGGCUACAUCCUCUGGUGGCUACAUCCUCUGGUGACAUUAUCCUCUCGGGACAUCAUUCUCUGCUGUUAUCAUCCUUUGGUGGCAUCAUUUUCUGGUGGCAUAAUCUUCUGCUCGUAUCAUCCUCUGGUGGCAUCAUCCUCUGCUGGCAUCAUCCUCUGGUCACAUCAUCCUCUGGUGACAUCACCCUCUGGUGACAUCAUUCUCUAGUGGCAUCAUCCUAUGGUGGCAUUAUCCUCUGGUGACAUCAUCCUCUGGUGGCUUCAUCCUCUUGUGACAUCAUCCGCUGGUGACAUCAUCCUCUGGUGACAUCAUCCUAUGGUGGCAUCAUCCUCUGGUGACAUCAUCCUCUGGUGGCUUCAUCCUCUUGUGACAGCAUCCUCUGGUGACAUCACCCUCUGGUGACAUCAUCCUCUGGUGACAUCACCCUCUGGUGACAUCAUCCUCUGGUGACAUUAUCCUCUGGUGACAUCAGCCUCUGGUGGCUUCAUCCUCUGGUGACAUCAUUCUCUGGUUGCAUAUCCUAUGGUGAAAUCAUCCUCUGGUGACAUCAUCCUCUAGUGGCUACAUCCUCUGGUGGAUACAUCCUCUGGUGCCAACAUCCUCUAGUAGCUACAUCCUCUGGUAGCUACAUACUCUGGUGGCUACAUCCUCUGGUGUCAUCACACUCUUGUUGCUACAUCCUCCGAAUGCAAUAUCUUUUGGUGGCUACAUCCUCUGGUGGCUACAUCCUCCGAAGGCAAUAUCUUCUGGUGGCUACAUCCUCCGAAGACAAUAUCUUUUGGUGGCAUCAUCCUAGGGUUACAUCAUCUUGUGGUGGCUACAUCCUCUGGUGGCUACAUCCUCUGGUGGCUAACUCCUCUGUUGAAAUCAUCCUUUGGUGGAAUCAUCCUCUGGUGACAUCAUGCUCUUGUGGCAUCAUCCUCUGGUGGCUUCAUCCUCUGGUGCCAUCAUACUCUUGUGGCAUCAUCCUCUGGUGGCUUCAUCCUCUGGUGCCAUCAUCCUUUGGUUGCAUCAUCCUUUGGUUGCAUCAUCCUCCGGUUACACCAUCCUCUGUUGACAUCAUCCUCUGGUGACAUCAUCCUCUGGUGACAUAACCCUCUGGUGACAUCAUCCUCUGGUGGCAUCAUCCUCUGGUGACAUCAUCCUCUGGUGACAUAAUCCUCUGGUGAAUCAUCCUCUGGUGACAUCAUCCUCUGGUGACAUUACCCUCUGGUGACAUUAUCCUCUGGUGACAUCAUCCUCUGGUGGCUACAUCCUUUGGUUGCUACAUCCUCUGGUGACAUCAUCCUCUGGGGACAUCAUCCUUUGGUGAUAUCAUCCUCUGGUGACAUCAUCCUCUGGUGACAUCAUCCUCUAGUAGUUUCAUCCUCUGGUGACAUCACCCUCUGCUGGCUGUAUCCUUUGGGGGAUGUAUCCUUUGGGGGCUGUAUCCUCUGGUGGCUGUAUCCUCUGGUGGCUGUAUCUUCUGGUGGCUGUAUCCUCUAGUGGCUGUAUCCUCUGGUGGCUGUAUCCUUUGGUGGCUUUAUCCUCUGGUGACUGUAUCCUCUGGUGGCUGUAUCCUCUGGUGGCUGUAUCCUCUGGUAGCUUUAUCCUUUGGUGGUAACAUCCUCAGGUGGCAAUAUCCUCUUGUGGCAUCAUCCUCUGGUGACAUCAUGCUCUGGUGACAUCAUCAUCGGGUGGCAAUAUAUUCGGUUGGCAACAUCUUCCGGGGGAAAUAUACUCUGGAGGCAGCCUGGUCUAUUUAGUGCCAUCAUAAUCUUGACACAAUUUUCUCUGAAUAUAAAAAAUAAUAAUUUUGUUUACCCUUUCCUGGUGACCACCUUCUCUGAUGACAACAUAAUCCUGACGGCCCAUGCUCUGGUGGAAACCUGUUCUAGUGACAACCUUCUUUAAUGGCAAGCUAUUCUGGUUGGCAUCCUUUACUUGUAGGGCCCUGUACUUGUAAUUAACUAACAAUAGGUUACGAAAAAAUCUGGACCUGACUCUUUUAUAUUGUAAUGUUUCUGAUUUAGUGCCAACCCCCUGGGAGGGUGUCACCCGGCACGGACCGUAACUCUCGAAACUCCUAAUGCAGUGGUCGGCGAUCUCAUUAGUCAAAAUAGCCAAAAAUCAGCAGCAGGAAUAUUAAAAUUAUUUUGAGAGCCAAAUGUCUUUUAAAGAAUCAGUGAAGAACCAUCUUUUGCGGAGUCAAAAUCGAUUUAUGGACGACUAGCUGAGCCGCAAUCAGGUCGUCAGAGGCGUAGCGAGGGUGUUUGGCGCCCGGGGACAAGAUUUGCGCCCGGGGACAAGAUCCAUUUUAAAGCGCCCCCUUUUCUUUAUUUCAACUCUCAAACCCAUUAUUUUUACCAAUAAUAUAAUAUCAAAGCACAUUUUGUCGCCCCUAACUAGCUUGCGCACGGGAACAUCUGUCCCCCCUGUCCCCCCCCCCCUCACUACGCCUAAGCAGGUCGUUAAAUGGUCGCAUGCGGCUCGCGAGCCGCGAUUUGCCAACCACUGCCCUAGGGACACUGCUGAAUUCGUUUCACAUUAAAUAUAAUAUCAAAGCCCAUUUUGUCGCCCCUAACUAGCUUGCGCACGGGAACAUCUGUCCCCCCUGUCCCCCCCCCUCACUACGCCUAAGCAGGUCGUUAAAUGGUCGCAUGCGGCUCGCGAGCCGCGAUUUGCCAACCACUGCCCUAGGGACACUGCUGAAUUCGUUUCACAUUUCUUUUUUUUUUAUAAUCAUUAAAACCAGCUUGAAACUACCUAUUAAAAACUACCUAAAAAACAGAGACAAUAGAUUAAAGUAUAUCCUCCUUGAGUCGACACGCCCCCGGAUUAUCUACUAAACGCCCUUCAAUCUCUAUUCCUCGCCCCUACUCUCUAAGGCACAUUCCGCUCGUGAGACUAGCUUCCGUUACCUUUGACCUCUAUCUCCUAUCUGUCUGCUUCCGUUUCCUAUGUUGUGUUCCGCUUUCUGGAGCCAAUGAAACAGAUAUGGUUUAUCUCCACUGCGAUAAAUGAGUAGGUACUGGGGCGAGUAUUUUAAUACUAAAUGGAUAACAAUGAUCAAGUUACAGCAAAACAAGUCAGCAAAUAUGUUGAAAUCAUUAUGUUAAAAUGUGUUUAAAUCAUUUUGUUUAAACGUGUUUGAAUCAUUAUAUUUUAAUAUAAUUUACAUAUCUGGGAUCCAAAAUAUCGAGGACCCUCUCAAUGGAGGAUGAGAUAAGUGGAAGGAUAGGGAAGGCCGCAACUGUUAUGGCCAGACUGAAGAAAAGAGUCUGGUCAAACGCCAAACUUACAACAAGAACUAAGCUGCAGGUGUACCAGGCCUGCGUACUGAGCACACUCCUGUAUGGAUGCGCGUCGUGGACCACAUACUCUAACCACGAAAGAAGGCUCAAUGGCUUCCACCUCAGAUGCCUGCGCCACAUCCUUGACAUUAAAUGGCAAGACAAAGUCCCCAACACGGAUGUCCUGUCCCAAACAAACAUGUGUAGCGUCCCAGCCAUGUUAAUCCAAAGACGCCUCCGCUAGUUUGGACACGCCAAGCGAAUGCAACCUGGUCGCAUACCAAAGUACAUAUAAACAAACCAUUUUGUUUAAAUGUGUUUAAAUCAUUAUGUUUAAAUGUGUUUAAAUAAUUAUGUUUAAAUGUGUUUAAAUCAUUAUGUUUAAAUGUGUUUAAAUCACUAUGUUUAAAUGUGUUUAAAUCACUAUUUUUAAAUGUGUUUAAAUCAUUAUUCUUAAAGGUGUAUAAAUUAUUAUGAUUAAAUGUGUUUACAUCAUCAUGCCUACAUCAUUAUUUUUUAUAUUUUUGGGCUUUAAAAUAAUAAUUUGAGGACAACUUCAACAUAAAAGUUUUACAUAAUAUGCCACUCUAAAAGAACACAUAAAUAACAUAUGCGAUUCUUAAAGAUACCAUUAGCAUAUUUUGCUGCUUUAAAGCAUUUUUUUUUAAAUCAAUAAAUUUUCGCCAUAUUUUCUCGUUGAUCUAAGUGGGACUUGAAAUCAUAAAUCCCCCUGUAUAGCUAGUCUAAUGUCUUAAAACGUUUAGUUUAAAGUCUGAAAACUACCGGUGCUUCUGUGAAUGAGCCAUUGUCAUUGUCUGGAAGAUGUAGAAUAUAGUUUUAAUAAUAGGUUGAAGUGAAAUCGACUUAACCAGAAGCAUCACCACGGUCAAGAGCCCACUAGAGUGAACAGUAGUAAUAGGCAGGGGGCGUCACUUUGGAGGUAGGUGGGGUGCAUUGGAUGAUACAGGGAGUGUGGGUGAAACCUUAAUGGAAAUAAUUAAAAAACAAAAACAAAACAAAAAACGAAGAGAGAGCUUUCAAUUAAUUUCAUAACAGAUAGAACGGCAGUGAGGUAAGUAGCAAGAGCUUCAAUGUUGAUAGAUAAAGUAACAUAAUUUUUGUUUUAUUUUUUGCAGCUGUGGUAUUAUAUUUUGAUUUACGUCUUAUUUAAGUUUAGGACUUGAAUUGACAAAACAUAUCUCUUGAUGAGUCUCUAUGGUUUGGUACAUGAAGACGGGGGGGGGGGUGGGGGGAAAGGGUCACCAGGGGAUAUUAUAUUUUGAUUUACGUCUUAUUUAAGUUUAGGACUUGAAUUGACAAAACAUAUCUCUUGAUGAGUCUCUAUGGUUUGGUACAUGAAGACGGGGGGGGGGGGAUGGGGGAAAAGGUCACCAGGGGGUAGUCUGGGAGCUUGACACCAGUAGUUUACCUUUAUUAUAUGUCAACUCGGGCAAACUCCCAACAUUGAACCAGACGCAAACUGAGAUCUGUGAAAUAAUGUUUAAAAAUAAAACUCUCCUAAGUGAAUCUCGGGGUUGUCGCCACCUUUACCUGCAGAGGCGUGCCAUCGGGUGACAUCAGGACACAUAGAAAUGUCCUUUUAGGAAGGGGCCCGAUCGGAAGCAGGUCUUUAGACUCGGCAGUAGCCAUGGUAGCACGAAGUAAAUGAUCAAUGUCACUGAGUAAUGGCAGUGGUCAACCUUUGUACAUAAUCUAUGUUACUGGAUAAUGACAGUGGUGAACCUUUGGAAAUAGUCUAUGUCGCUGAGUAAUGGCAGUGGUCAACCUUUGUAAAUAAUCUAUGUCACUGAGUAAUGGCAGUGGUCAACCUUUGUAAAUAAUUUAUGCCAAUGAGUAAUGACAGUUGUUUCCCUAUGUAAAAAAUCUAAGUUACUAAGUAGUGGUAGGGGUAGCCCGAUUUAAAUAAUCCAUGUCACUGAGGAAUGUCAGUGGUAGCCGAUUGUAUAUAAUCUAUUAAACGGUUAACGGAAUUUUGUUUGAGAGACAUUUCUCCGACGGAUAAUUGAUCGACGGAGUUUAAUCGAACGAAAGUUUGGUCGAACCUUUUUUUCAGUCCACACGAUCAAAUUUUCGUCAAAUUAUGUUUUUGAACUUACUAUACUAUAUCCAUCCAUCCCUGUGGCGCUACAGCCCAUGUAGGGCUUUGGCCUGCCUCACUACUUCCCUUUAGUCAGCCCUAACUAAUGCUUUUCUUUUCCAUGCUUGGAUUUUCAGUUGUAGAUUUUUUUCCACACCAUCCAUCCAUCUAAGCCUAGGUCUGCCUCUGAGCCGUUUUCCUCUAGGGUCAUGCACCCUUUUCACUCCUCUGUCAUUUGGCAUUCUCUCUCAGUGUCCUGCCCAGCGUAGCCUGUCCCUUUUUAUUUCUGCUACUAUCGUGGGAUCCUAAUAUGGAUUGUACAAUUCAUGGUUGGUUUUUAUUCUCAAUCCAUAUUCAUCCUUUGUUCGUCCAUAUAUUUUCCUGAGAACUUUCCUCUCCCAUGUGUUUAAUAGAAUUUCUAACCUUUUUGUUAGGGUCCAACUUUUACUUGCAUAUGUUACAACUGGUCUGAUUACAGUUUUAUAAAUAGUUUUUUUUUUGUUUCUCUUGUAAUGUUCUUACUUUUGAGUAUUUUCAGACUACUGAAGUAUGCCCUGUUUCCGGCUAUACUAUAAAGUGAAACAAAAUAAUGCGUUCAAAAAGAAAUUUGACGCAAAAUUUUAACGCGCGGACUGAAAAACGAAAUCAACCAAAAAUCCUUUUGACCAAACUUCCGUUCGAUCAAAUUUCCGUUUGACAAAACUUCCGUCCAUUAAUUUUUUCGUCGACGAAAUUUCUUUCAAACAAUUUUCCGGAUACGCUAUUAAACUGACUAGUGAGAAAGUGAGAAUGAGAGAACAUGACCAGGCGCGAUAACUCGUGCCUUCGAUUGUUGAAAAUAUUAAGUUGCUAAGGUACUUCACUAGGAAGAUAAUCAAACGACAGAGGCAACCAUCAAGGUUAGUUCAACGUUUUAUUGUAGGAGAACAACAUGGAGUCCUACCAACAUAGACCACUCGACAAGACAGCACGACAACAAGACGUCAAUACACAAUACAAAAUGUGGUGUGCAAAACAAUGCGCAACAUUCAGUAUUUUGUCAAUUUCCAACAUCGAUUACAAAAAAAUACGGACAUAACAAACAUGUCAGCAGGAAAACUUUAUGGAGAUAUAAGCAGUAUUUGCUUCUGGCCAAAGACUAAGUCUCUUCGAUGACAUUAUCUACUUCUAUGAUUCAAGUAACCAUAUUUAUUGCAGUUGUUUUAAUUACCACCAGACGUAUUGAGAUAAAGAUAAUGACCUUUCUUACAGAGAGAUAUUUCUUAUCAAAGUCUUGGGUACAUCCACGGAUUAAAGUGACACUUUGAACUUUUCAAAAGUGAACCUUCUUCUAUAUUUUGUAGAACCUCCGUCUUCAAAUUGUUUGAUGAAUACCAUCAGUCCGUUUGCUGAGAGUUUUUGAUUUCCAAUUUUGCGUCACUAUUCUCCACAGUCCACAGUCACCCUCGUCCACAGUCACCCUCUUCCAUAGUCACCCUCGUCCACAGUCACUCUCGUCAUCAGUCACCAUCGUCCACAGUCACCCUCGUCCACAGUCAUCCUCUUCCACAGUCACCCUCAUCCACAGUCACCCUCAUCCACAGUCACCCUCUUCCACUAUCACCCUCGUUCACAGUCUCGCUCGUCCACAGUCAUCCUCGUCCACAGUCACCCUCGUCCACAGUCACCCUAUUCCACAGUCAUCCUCGUCCACAGUCACCCUCGUCUACUGUCCCCUUCAUCCACAGUCCCCCUCGUCCACAGUCACCCUCGUCCAGUCACCCUCGUCCACAAUCACCCUCGUCCACAGUCCCCCUCGUCCACAGUCACCCUCAUCCAGUCACCCUCGUCCACAGUCACCUUCGUCCACACUCACCCUGUUCCACAGUCACCCUCGACCGCAGUCAACCUCGUCCACAGUCACCCUCGUCCACGCAGUCACCCUCGUACAGAUAAACUGACGAAUUUGAAAAAAAAAAUCACAUAUUCUUGUUGUUGCUGUUUUGUCUUCCUAAAAAAAAAAAUGGCAGAAAUUGAGCUUUGUUUUGAACUGAUAUUGGGUCAGAUUUGAUCUCAGAUCAACUCUCUCUCUCUCUCUCUCUUUAGUAAUCGUUUCUUUCUGAUAUCAUCUGAGUGUGUCGUUGCCAUCAGAUAUAUACAUCCAAGGACAGCCUGUCAUGCCCGUUUUUAACGUGAAAUGUAGGAUACUUAACCAUCUGAUCUUCAUCAAAAAGACAUUUGCAAAAUAAAGCUAUACUCAGAAAUUUAUUUUUUUAAACAAAUUCAUAAAAAAAUAGCAAUCCUAUUUUAUGAUCUAACCAUUAAAGAGAGCAGUGCUGCUGGAAAGAUAAUUGACAAAUAUGUGCUUAGUGUUCAUCGCAUUAUUCAUUGCAUCAGUUUCGGCAUGCUGUGAAAGCAGACGGUGUCGGGCUUCGACGAUGUGUAAUGCAGGAGAUUCAUUAUUUUUUAAAUCACCAACCAACUAUCCCUUGAAGUGUGCAACAAAACAUAUACCCCUUCAUUGCUGUUCUCUUCCUAGCUGUGUCCUUUGUAGCAGCGCCCUUCAUAGCGGUGGCCUUGAUUGACAUCGACCCCAUACCUGUGCCCUUAAAAAAUGUGCCAUCCAUAGCUGUGCCCUACAUACGUGUGCCUUCAUAGGUGUGCCCUUCAUAGGGUGUGCCCUUCAUAGCUGUGCCCUUCACAGGUGUGCCCGUCAUAGCUGUACCCUACAUAGGUGUGCACUACAUAGGUGUGCCCUUCACAGAUGUGCCCUACAUAGGUGUGACCUUCAUAGGUGUUCUCUCUAUAGCUGUGUCCUUUAUAGCAGCGAACUUUAUAGCUGUGGCCUUCAUAGAUAUGACAUCCAUAACUGAGCCCUUCAUAGCUGUGCCAUCCAUAUCUGUGCCCUCCCCAUAAAUGUGCCAUCUAUAGCUGUGCCCUUCAUAAGUGUGCCCUUAUAGCUGUGCUCUUCAAAGCUGUGCCAUAUAUAUCUGUGCCCUUCAUAGCUGUGCCCUUCAUAGCUGUGCACUUAAUAGCUGUGCCAUCCAUAUCUGUGCCCUCCUCAUAAAUGUGCCGUCUAUAGCUGUGCCCUUCAUAUAUGUGCCCUUCAUAGAUGUGCUCUUCGUAGCUGUUCUUAAAAGAUCGUGGACAAAUUGAAAUUUGUUAAAUAUUUAGCCAGUCAUUUUUUGUGGAUAAACCUUUGUAAUAUCUACACAAUAAUUUAGUGAGCUGGAAAGCUUCAGAUAUCAAUAAAUUUGUGUCCAAUGACCACCAGUGGCCAACGAACGUCCCAUCGCGGUACCAGGGAUUGUACGAGGUUUUUUCCGAAGAAACUUCAGUCUUUUGAGUUGCUUCAAUUUACUUGAAGGAGGUUGAAACUGCUUUGUCUUACCUCUAUAGAAGAUUGAAGACCUAGCAAAAUUCUUUGAAAUGUUUCAGAUCGUUAAGAAGAUGAGUGCAAAAAGUUGAGUUGUUUAAGGAAAGAAUUCCUUCAAUGAAACGUAAAUGAAGUUGUAGCAAAGAGCGAUCAAUAGAUUACUCAUCGGGAUAGAGGCUAAAAGAACAGAAGCUUGGCAACCAAUCAAAGUGAUAGCCCAGGGAGGAAUUUUUUUGUUUUUUUUUUUUGUUUGAAUCUGUUUGUUUUAUGUUGUCGUUUUUUUUAAAAAAUAAUAAUGUCAAGUCGGGUUUUGCAAUUGAAAUGAGAGUGCAUGGAGACAUCAGGUCUAAGAAGCAUAAAUACAAGAUAAAAUAUAAAUAACAGAAAUAUCAAGCCAAUAAGAGGAGACAAUCAAGCUAACACAGAGUUAUUGAAAGUCAGAGGAAGAUAGACGUAACAGUGCAGGAAGUGGCCAGGAUGCUGCAUGGUAUCAAGUUGUCGUAAAGAGAGCAAGAGUAAAGCGCUUAUAGAUUAUCGUUACCUUCCUAGAGGAUUUCAGUUAUGAAUUGAAAGGAUACAAGCAGUUUCUUAGUAUUGUUAUUAUUUCCUAAUAAUAUAUAGUGUUACGAUUUUUUGUUAAAUCAGAUAAAAUUGUUAUAAAUAGUACGAUUUCUUCUUCUUCUUCUAUAUCUUAAGGGCCCACGAUCAAUCUAUUGAUCAUUUUGGCUGCUAUUGGAUUUGCAAUGUUUCUGUUCCUGGUGUUGAUGAGGAAAUUUCACAGAUGUCCAGUGCCACUUUGUGAGGGAAUCAUGCACUAGGGGUUCGAAGGCUUGAGGCAAUAGACACAAAUGUGUCUAGUGUUGUCGCCUCAACUGUUCCGUUUGAAAGCUUGUUCCAGUCCCUCAUUGUCUUGGGCAGGAAUGAGCAGCUCCUAUACUGGCUUCUCGCUGGUAUGAGCCUGAAUUGCCUGUCAUGGCCUCGAUUUUUGGACACAUCCAAACGCUAGUGCUCAUACAUGGAAUUAAAGAACCCCUUAAAACAAAGUUUUUCGUAUAAAUCCUUUCUACAAAUGUAAUGGCGAGUAAUGGGGGGGGGGGGGGGGGGGGGUGGCUGGACAUUUGUCAAAAUCUUCUUAGAAGUAACCUACGUUUUAAGAAUCUCAAUUAGUGCUCCCCCCCCCCACCCACUCUAUUUUUAUCCAAGGCUCACAACCGUGCACUUUUCACUCCCAUGAACUAUAUUAAUAUGCUAAUGACCCAUACGCUUUUACAUAACACAUUUAUUUCACCGACUAUUUUAGAAAAGCAAAAUCAAAUAUUACGCACCAAACGCAGUUGCGAUAUUUUUAAGGAAUCUAAUUUAGCGCACUUAUACGGAAUUUUUCUUGAUGCUCCUUGAGGAAAAACUGAUUUUUUGGGGGGUUUGUUUUAUUGGGUAGUGGGGCAUAAAAUUUGAUAACGUGAUGCCAAGAGCAACGAUUUUCAGCUCGACAUCUUGACUGGAAGUGGGUCAAUUAGGCGUCAUAAUAUUUUGUCGCAUAGCAGCUCAGUCAGCCGGCCAUCCAUCCCCCAUGAAAGCGAAGUUAAAAUAAAAGAUUUCAAAUCAAACAACCCCUAAAAACAACGUUAUAAAUCCUUUAUCAAAUGUCAUGUCGAGGAAUGUGGUUAUAAAUCCUUUAUCAAAUGUAAUGUCGAGGAAUGUGGUUAUACAUCCUUUAUCAAAUGUCAUGUCGAGGAAUGUGGUUAUAAAUCUUUUAUCAAAUGUCAUGUCGAGGAAUGUGGUUAUAAAGCCUUUAUCAAAUGUCAUGUCGAGGAAUGUGGUUAUAAAUCCUUUAUCAAAUGUCAUGUCGAGGAAUGUGGAUAUAAAUCCUUUACAAAUUGUCAUGUCGGGGAAUGUGGAUAUAAAUCCAUUAUCAAAUGUCAUGUCGAGGAAUGUGAUUAUAAAUCUUUUACAAAAUGUCAUGUCGAGGAAUGUGGUUAUAAAUUUGACUAAAACAUGCAUUGACAUAACGCACAUAAUAAAGAAUGACGAUGAAGGUUUCCAUCUCCCCCCCCCCCCCAAAAUGCUCGCAACCCAAAAUUUUUUCACAGCCCUGAACUUCAAGUGAUCCACCCACUUUUACACGGCAUAUUAAUUCAACAAAAUCUUUUACAAAAUGUCAUGUCGAGGAAUGUGGUUAUAAAUUUGACUAAAACAUGCAUUGACAUAACGCACAUAAUAAAGAAUGACGAUGAAGGUUUCCAUCUCCCACCCCCCCCAAAAUGCUCGCAACCCAAAAUUUUUUCACAGCCCUGAACUUCAAGUGAUCCACCCACUUUUACACGGCAUAUUAAUUCAACAACUUUCAGAAAAGCAAAAGAAAAUUUUAAAUACCAAACGCACUUUAGAUAUUUUUUUAAGUACCAUAUUUAGCGCAGUUAUUGGAAAUUUCAUUUUAUUUUCAUUAUCAAUUAGUCGUCGGAACAUUUUGCCAGGGAGCAAGCCACACACAAAAAAAAGCGAAGUUAAUAAAAAGGAUUUAAAAAUGAUGUUACGCUGUCAAAAGUCUGCACAUAUUAUGCAUAAAAUUAACACAGGACACAAGGAUAUUGUCUUAUUUUCGUUUAGACAAAGUUUCAUAAUGUCAAACUCAUGAAAUUAAAUAAACUAAUUUUAUCUAUCUUAGUUGGUAUGUGAAAAGAUCAUUAGUAAUUAAAUAUUAUUUAUGUAUUAGAUUAUUACUAAGUAAUAAAACAAAAUGCAUAGAUUUUAAACGCUUUUUAAAAAUCUUUUACAUUAUUAAAAUAUAUAUUUGCCUGUUUAGUGAUAAUUCAGUGGCUUAUCAUCCAUUAUAGAGCCCAGUUUCGUUAAGAUCGAUAUUUUAGUCUGAUUUGCUAGCUAGAAAUAUAUGAAUUAGUUGUUGUUUUUUCUUCAUUAGAGCAAUUGUUAUAUCAAACAAUGUUAUCGAACAAACGUAUGCAGUUUCAUGCCCUGCUCCUAAUAACCCUAGCAGAAUCCAAAUAUAUAUUAAAAAAACCGUACAGGACAAAGCUACACCAACCAUGACCCGUUGGAAUCACCCUGCGACGAUCAAAGCCUCCAGAUUUCCUUCCAGCUCAUCAUGUUUGCCAAAUGUCGACUAAAAAAAACUGUCUUGGCUCAGAUCCACUCCACUUUUAUCUUUCCCAAACUCCGUCUUAAUGUGAGUUCUGUGACCCACAUCUAAUGCACGGUCUACUCACCAAGAGGAGUCGUUGUUUACCAUCAUUACAGCUCGUCGUAUCUUAGGGGGGGGGGAAACAAAGAAAUACAGGGGCGGCACCAAGAGAAGUCGUUAUUUAAACAUUAUUAUAGAUCGGUGUAUCUUAAGGGGGAAACAAAGAAAAACAAAGGCGGCACCAAGAGAAGUCGUUUUUUUUUAAACAAUAAUUAUAGCUCGUCGUAUCCUAGAGGGGAAAAAAAGAAAUAAAGGGGCUGGGGGGGGGGAGGGACUUAAUUAAUAUUUACGUCAAAUAUUUCUAUGCAGGAGCGGAUUCUUUAAAAAAAAAAAUUAAUAUUAAAAAGGUUAGGGUGGUGGCUGAGAGACUUGGACUCUGGGACAUUAGAACCACUUCAACAUUUUUAAAAACAAUUUUCAAUCUUAAAUAUUUUUUUUUCUAAAUUAAUGAAUAAAACAAUCUAAUUAAAUUAUAACAGUAUAAUGAACUUGUGGAUGACUUAAUAUUUUGUUUCUGUUUGGCACUAUCUUUUGGAUCAGAUGAUAAUUGGAGUGCGUGUAUGUGUGUUUGUUUGUGUGUUUGUGUGUGAGCUUGGCACUGUCUGUUUCGUUCAUCUAAACAAAUUGUACGUUUUUCAUCCAUUAAAAAAAAUACCAAAGUCUCCUUCGCGAACAAGUAAAUAAACACUGUGCUAUGUCCCACAAGAUGCAUUAUUGACAGUGUGCAAUCUUGCUCAUGAUACAUUAUUGAGUGUGCUAUCGUACACAUUGUACGCUAUUGAGAGUUUGCAAUCUUCCACAUGAUACACAUUCUUGCUCCGCCCAUGGGUUUCCCCUGCAACUGUUUCUGCCGAAUUAAACGUUGACUUCCGCUAGUCAAUCACAGAGCUAUAGGCCCCUAUAUUCCCGCCAGGGGUUUAGUGUGGUACUGGAGUCUUGUGUGAAUACUGUUGAAGAGCUGAGUUCCUAAAGUAAUUUUUUUUUUUGUUUUUUUUUUUUUUGCGUUGGAAACCAUUCAUCUUUUAAAUUAAUUCAUAAAUAUUUAGAAAUCAAGAUUUUUACUUUUUUUUCCUUAUAAAAGAAUUCAAUAUUACUCGACCUCUCAAGGUAUUUUUCUCUGAACCAUCUCAACGUCUAUGUUUAUUCUCCUNCCAGGGGUUUAGUGUGGUACUGGAGUCUUGUGUGAAUACUGUUGAAGAGCUGAGUUCCUAAAGUAAUUUUUUUUUUUGUUUUUUUUUUUUUUGCGUUGGAAACCAUUCAUCAUUUAAAUUAAUUCAUAAAUAUUUAGAAAUCAAGAUUUUUACUUUUUGUUCCUUAUAAAAGAAUUCAAUAUUACUCGACCUCUCAAGGUAUUUUUCUCUGAACCAUCUCAACGUCUAUGUUUAUUCUCCUCUUUAUUGUAUCAGUAUUAGUCCGUGUCUGCAAGACACAAAAAUUUAAUGCACUUCGCAGGCACUGCACACCUUAGAAAUCAAAGUUAAUGUAAUGCAUCGACCAUACACUCAAUCAGAGUUUCAUGAACACUGUCAUUAUCUUACGAGACGAAUUGUGCAGAACACAUUAACUUGCCUUUGAUAGUGUAACGCUGUAAAUAGAUUCAAGUCUGUGCACUCUACAACUACACUCUACAAUCGCACUCUACAACCGCACUCUACAAACGCACUCUACAACCGCACUCUACAACCGCACUCUACAACCGCACUCUACAACCGCACUCUACAACCGCACUCUACAACCGCACUCUACAAUCGCACUCUACCACUGCACUCUACAACUGCACUCUACAACUGCACUCUACAACCGCACUCUACAACCACACUCUACAACCGCACUCUACAACCGCACUCUACAACUGCACUCUACAACCGCACUCUACAACCGCACUCUACAACCGCACCCUACAACCACACCCUACACCACUCUACAACCGCACUCUACAACCGCACUCUACAACCGCACUCUACAACCGCACUCUACAACCGCACUCUACAACCGCACUCUACAACUGCACUCUACAACCGCACUCUACAACCGCACUCUACAAACGCACUCUGCAACCGCACUCUACAACUACACUCUACAACUGCACUCUACAACUACACUCUACAAUCGCACUCUACAACCGCACUCUACAACCGCACUCUACAAACGCACUCUACAACCGCACUCUACAACUACACUCUACAACUGCACUCUACAACUACACUCUACAACCGCACUCUACAACUGCACACUGAAACUGCCCUAAACACUUUACGGUUCCCAUUACCUACAAAUUGAAAUGAUAAUUGUCCGGAUUGAUAAUAAAAUAAAAGGUGAUCAAGUUAUAAGCGUAACUUCAGAUUUCGUCGACAGCUAAAUCACUAAAUUAUAGAAAAAUAGUCAAUUAUCUCAUGUUGUAGCAAAAUAGUACAAAUCUCAUGUUGUAGCAAAAUAGUACGAUAUCUCAUUUGUAGCAAAAUAGUACGAUAUCUCAUUUGUAGCAAAAUAGUCCAAUAUCACAUGUUGUAGCAAAUACAACUGUGAUAUUGUAGACCAGGUAGGUAGUGCAGGGUGGUAGGUAGGUAGUGCAGGGUAGUAGGUAGGUAGUGCAGGGUAGUAACGGUUCCAGAUGCUGUUUAUGAGCCACCAUUGGAAUACGCAACAGACGAUAACAUGGCGUUGUUGUUGGGAGGGGGGAGGGGGGCUAAAAAUUUGAUCUGAUGGCUACGACUUAUCUUAAAAUGUUCAUUUGCUAAAUGAAUUUAUUUCUUCUCAAUUUGUCGGUCAAUUAUUGCCAUGGUACAGUGUCGGGCUAAUAUGUUUCCAGCGCCGUUUCAUUAGUUGUCUCUGAAAAUUAUAUUUCAAAUCGAACAAAUAUGUAUACAUAUAUAUAUAUAUCGGAUAAUAGUUGACGAUAAAGAAAAUACAAAAAUGCAACGACAAACAAAGGUAGAUGUUUGCAAACAUUGCGUUCCAAUUAUUGAAUAGCAAAAGCACUCCCUCCACCGUUUAAGGACCGCUAGUCUACACAUGUACGAACAUCGGAAAAAUAUUUAAAGUGUACACACAAAAAAAUCGUCCCUUGUAAGCUUGCAGCAAGCCUCAUGAGUCAGGCGUCACUAAAAAACACGCUAUCAAUAGUGACGCAGAGUGGGUUCACCCGAUACUUGUGGUGGCGAGUGUGAUCAAGACAGGGCCCUUAUUGUCAAGGAGAGCACGCACUAGGUUCAGAUAACAAUGACGUGGUCCGUUAUAUGUGUGGUCGUCAAAUAUAUAAUGAUAUACUUCAGGGUAUAAGAUGCUGUGAGACCAUUGGUGAUGUUUAUCAUUCACUAACUAUAGUUUCAUAAGAUAAUUUGCUUUGGGAUAUUUUCAUUAUUUGUCGUAGAAACUAUUGGACAACAAGUGUCAUGUAUACAUGAUAAUUAUGCAAUAGUUCAGAACAAUUUCAUUGUAUUAUUCGACUUUGACACAUCGCGUUAACCAAAAACCUAGAAAUGUAUUUUUGCUGAUCGAUGGCGUGGGAAGGGGCGUGUGGAGUUUGUGCGCCCCUAGCCUCACUAUUUCAGCUCUUGAUACUGCGGUGUGGGCGGCACUAACACUGGCUGCGCCCCUGGCUGCUGAUAAUGGCCAUAUGGUUUUAGCUAGCCUGUAAGAUAAUGUUCUUCUCGAUGAUAUGAAUGUAGUAGUUCACACCCUUGGGUCACAACGACAUUUCCGUUUAUGCUGCAUCCUUUUAAUGUAAAGACCUUCAGAUAAAAAUACUGCAAAAUAGAAUGGGAUUCGGUGGUACAUUGCUUAUAGUAGAUACUUGCAAAGAUAUCACGGUACAAUGCUUGUAGUACAUGUUUUGUAAAGAUAUCAUGGCAAAUUGCUUAUAGUGGAUGCUUACAAAGAUAUUAUGGUACAUUUUUUUCUAGUAGAUGCUUGAAAGAUAUCAUGGCACAAUGCUUAUAGCAGAUAUCAAUUUUCAGCCCUAUCAUUACAACCACAAAUAAGUUUUUCCUUUUGUCAAAGGAAAGAUGAAGGAGAUACAAUUCCCGAUAAAUGCGCAAAAGGAGAUCUUAAAACAAAGAUGUCGCAAGUGCUUUAGGUGCGCAAUAUUUCCUAUUCUUUUUCUGAAAUAGUUGGUGAAAUGAAUGUGCGUCGUAGAUAUGGGGGGAUGGGGGAGGGGGGGGGACAUUAGAAUGUUAAUCUAUAUAUAUAUAUAUAUAUAUAUAUAAAUGAAUGUUUGUAUGUAUGUCUGUCUGUAUGUCUCGUAUGUCUCCUACACCAUUCAUGCGAUUGCGACAAAACUUUACACAGUUGUUUUCCACAUAACCGGCCAUUUAACUUAGUCAUUAAAAACCUUAUCAAGUGUUCCGUUCCUAGCCGUUGGCCCUUAAUUCGUUUUUUUUUCUUAUAUGAGCUCUGUAAAAUAUUUUCCACAUGCGCUACUACGCCAUUUAUCCGAUUCAUAUAAAACUUUGGGGAAAUGUUGCGAGCAUGUCUAUAAACAUUUCUAAUUUAUUACAAUCGUUUUAAAUUAUUCAGUUUUGAGCCAGGGGCCUCACAUUCGUUUUUCCUUAUAUGAGCUAUAUAAAUAUAUUUUCAAACCAUAUGCGCUCCUACACCAAUCAUGCGAUUGCUACAAAACCUAGUGAGUUGUUGUCCAUACGCCAGUGCAUUUUACUGUGUUAUUUAAACACUUUUAAAAACAUUCUGUUUUCGGCCGUUGGCCCUUAAUUCGUAUUUUUUGUAAUAUGCGCUUUGUAAAAAAUAAUUUUCAUAUGCGCUCCUACGCCAUUUAUCCGAUUCCAAUAAAACUUUGGUGAGAUGUUGCAAACAUGUCCAUAAAGGAUUCUAAAUAAUUACAACCGUUUUAAAGUAUUCAGUUUUGAGCCAGGGGUCUCAUAUUCGUUUUUCCUUAUAUGAGCUAUAUAAAUAUAUUUUCAAACCGUAUGCGCUCCUACACCAAUCAUGCGAUUUUUACAAAACUUAAUGAGUUGUUGUCCAUGCGCCAGUGCAUUUUACUGUGUUAUUUAAACACUUUUAAAAACAUUAUUUUUUCAGCCGUUGGCCCUUAAUUCGUAUUUUUUCUAAUAUGAGCUUUGUAAAAAAUAUUUUUCAUAUGCGCUCCUACGCCAUUAAUCCGAUUGCAAUAAAACUUAAAAAAAACUUUGGUGACAUGUUGAAAGCACGGCCGCUAAGGUUUUUAAAUUUUUAUAAACUUUUCAAAAUAUUCCAAUUUUAGCCAGCUGCCUUAUUUACGUUUUUUUUCUUAUACGAGCUAUAUAAAUAUAAUUUCAAACCGUAUGCGCUCCUGCACCAUUCACGCGAUUGCGACAAAACUUUGACGAGUUGUUAUCUAUAAACAUAACCAUUCAUUGACCCAAAUUCUUAUUUUUUCUUAUAUGCGCUUUGUAAAAAAUAAUUUUCUAUGCGCUCCUAUACCAUUUUUCAGAAUGCGAUAAAAAUUUAGUGAGAUGUUGUUCUAUCGCCCACAAAAAUUCUUAAAUUACUACAACCGUUUUAAAAUAUUCAGUGUUGAGCCAGGUGCCCUAUGUUUGUUUCUUACAAAAUGAGCUAUAUAAAUAUAAUUUCAAACCGCAUGCGCUCCUACAUCAUUCAAGCGCUUGCGAUAAAACUGAGGUGAGUUGUUGUCCAUAAGCCAGAGCAUUUUUCUAAGCCAUUAUAACUCUACUAAAAUAUUCCGUUUUUUUGGCAAUCGCCCCAAAUUCGUGUUUUUUUCCAUACAUUAGGAGCUUUAUAAAAAAUAAUUUCCGUAUGCGCUCCUCUACAUUAUUACAAUGCGAUAAAAUUUUAGAGAGAUGUUGUGCGCGCGCCCGCCCGCAAAGGUUUCUUAAAUGAUUACAACCAUUUUAAAAUACUCCGUUUUUAGCCAGGGGUCCUAUGUUCGUUUUUUUCUAUAUAAGCUAUACAACUAUAAUUUUAAGCUAUACAACUAUAAUUUCAAACAGAGCUAAAGCAUGAAUGGAUAACUUUUUAAUCAAAUACAAAUAGUGAUAUUAAAUUGAUUGUGUGACAUAUUAAGUAGGUUUCUGAAGUAAUACAACAAUUCUACAAUAUUCCAUUUGUGGAGGGGGGUCCUAAAUUCGUUUUCCACACUUCUAUUAUCUAUAUAAUUAUAGUAUGCAUUUCUAUACCAUUCAUUCGAUUGUGAUCAAACUGGGUCAAGUGAAAUGCGCACUACCGAAAAUGUUUCUAAAUUAGAAAAAAAAAAUUUACAAUAUUCCGUUUGGGCCAGUGACCCUAAUUUCAUAUUUUCUUCUAAGAGCUUUGUAACUAUAAUUUCAAACAGAGCUAUUGCAUGUGUGGAAGUAGCUGAAUCCGCCGGCAAAUUUUUCAAAUUUAGUACAUCCAUUGUACAAUAUUCCAAUUAGGGCUGGGGACCCUAAAUUCAAUUUAUUUUCUUAAAUGAGCUUCAUCAAUAUAAUUUAUAACGAAGAUAUCAACACUACCGCCCUUGAACAAAUGACACAUUUGUAGUAAAGCAGAGAAAACACGUUUUUACAUUUUUAGUGUAGAGAGUAUUUUUGUUAUGUGUAUAAAUAAGCUUGAAUUUUGUGACGCAUUUUAGAAUCGGAAAUGACAUCGAAAUCGCGUUUUUUUUUUUUAACUAAGAGUAUUUCUUGAAUAGAGUCUUAUAAUUUCGGAGUUGUUUUGUGUUAUGUAAAUACAUUUUACACCAAUCGAUGGUUUCUCAAGUAAUUAAAUAACACACUUGACAGCGUAGAUAUUGAACUAUGGUCAUUUUUUACCGCUGGAAUUUACGAUUUAUAAAUUAAUGAGAAACUAUACAACUGGAAAUCUCCUGCCAACAAUGAACGUACCUAUUGUGCGAGGUUUUCAUGUAAAAAGAUGGGAGAUCCUAACGUGUAAGAAUUACAUUCACCAUCAAAACCAUUAUCAUUGUUGGUAUCAGGUGACAAUAGCCAAUCGAAACAUUUCUUGGCAAACAUACGCAAAUGCAAUUCAUGUUUCCAAAUGACAUCGUUCGGUGCAACAAAUAUCGUGCGCGAGAAUUACAUGCCAACAUUUAAAGUAAAGUGAAAGGCCAAAUUUACCAUCGUGUAGGAUCUCUGAUGCCAAUGCCAAACACAGAUCACAAAUGUCUUCAAAUGAUUUCAUGGGGAAUACUGAUGAGCAAAUCGAUCAACGUUGUCAUAUCAAUACGGGCACUAAACGAGAAAUCGUCGCUGCAAUGCAAAAGUUUUUUUUUUUGCAACACAACGAAUUAAUUCAAAUGUAUAGAAUUGCACUUGAAAAGAUGCCGACUGAUGAAUACAAAGUCAUAGUUAGAGCAGACUAAACACCUGUCGGCCAACAUGAAAGAUAAUACAAUGCACCAACAAUUGAUGAAGUGGCGAUCAUUAUAGUUGACAAAGAAUUUAACUCAAGUGAUAUAAUUCUUCAUCACAGAAGUGUUGAUGUUCAGCGAGUCUCAGAAACUCAUCGCUCAUACGUUUGAUUGCAAUAUCCUAUUUUAUUUUGGCAACGAGAAGAUGGAUAUCAUUUUGACAUCAAAUUGAGAAAUUCGAAUAAGAAAGACAGUGCCAUGAAAUACUAUUCAUAUCGAUUGAUGAUUGAUGAGUUGGGAAUGACCUCUCGGAAUUGAUCUGCAAACAAACUUUUCGCUCUUGAUUUGCAACGAGAAACGCACUUUGAUAUCGAAGCAUUAGUUACGGUACAUUUUUUCAAAUGAAUCUUCCGAAAUUGGUUACAUUGAAGUUACUAUUUUAAAUGGAAAAUUUAAAAUAGGUGAUGUACUUUUGCCAUUCACCCCAAUGAUUCCAACAUAUAUGCCAUUUGAAUUCAAACGCCUACAGUUUCCGAUGCGACACGCGUCUACAAUGACUAUCUUCAAAGCACAGGGACAAUCGCCACAAGUUUGCGGACUAAAUUUGGAAAACCCAUGCUUCGCCCAUAGACAGAUGUAUGUAACCUGCUCUCGCUUCGGAAAAUCUUCUGAUUUAUUCGUGUAUAUACCAGAUGGAAAAACAAGAAAAACUUUGAGUAUUUAAAAGCUCUUGAAGAAACAUAACAUGCAAACACUUUCUUUCCUUGAGUGGCAUUGCAACGCAUGCCGGGUACUCGCUAGUAUGAAAUAAAAAAUAAUAAAGAGAUAUAAAGAAUUUAUUCUAAAAACGUUUGUUUUAGGGGUUGUUUAAUUGUUAUUCCAAAAUUAUGAAAUUGUGUAUGCCACAUUGUCAAGGUCGUCCCUAAGUUCAAAGAGGCUCGCAAAAUUCUUCCAAUCAAUGAAUCCCGCUGAAUCUGUCUGUCAUUGCGCCAUCUGUCGACAAAUUCUUGCGCGAAAUGUUCUUGUGCAGAAUGUGAAAAGGUUGGAUGGGACGCCCCUCGAUGCUGCUGUGACAACGACUUUAUGAGGAUCGUGGUAAUGGAAAAUACCGGUGGAUUGCAGCUGUUGGUCUGUUGGUUUCUUGUUGCACAGAGCCUUUUUUGUUACGGAGUAGUACUACGAUUGUCGAUCGUACCUUUGAAACGUUUCUGCUGUCCGCCUGUUAUGUACAAGCUCGCCAUUCAAUAAUCUAUAAGGCAAGUGGUCGUCUUACAUUCCCAAAAGCUGGUGCACCCAACUUAGCUGGGAAGAUAGUAGAAAGAAGUGAAUUCUAAGGGCGGGGGGGGGGGGUUCCUGCCUAGUAAUAUCUCGGUGUCUGGCUCCUUGUCCUGCCUUUGAGAGUAUAUCGGUGUCUGUGUCUUUGUCCUGCCUUUGGGAGUAUCUCGGUGUCUGUGUCCUUGUCCUGCCUUUGGGAGUAUCUUGGUGUCUGUGUCUUUGUCCUGCCUUUGAGAGUAUCUCAAUGUCUGUGUCCUUGUCCUGCCUUUGAGGGUAUCUUGGUGUCCUUGUCAUUGUCCUGCCUUUGAGAGUAUAUCUGUGUCUUUGUCCUGCCAGUGCAAACAUCUCGUUGUGUAUGUAAUUUUCCUCCCUUUUGAUGUUGGGGAUGUUUCUUAGGCUGGUCGUUUGAAAGAUUUUCAUUGUUCUAUCUUGGCGUACUCAGGCUGUCCACGUUUUAAAUGCAUAGAGUAUGGUAGUGAGUACGGUAUUGUGGUAGACUUUUAAAGGCACAUAGUAGGGUAGUGAGUACAGAAUCCUGAUAGACUUUUAAAGGCAUAGGGUAAGGUAGUGAGUACAGUAUCCUGAUAGACUUUUAAAGGCAUAGGGUAGGGUAGUGAGUGCAGUAUCCUGAUAGACUUUUAAAGGCAUAGGGUAGGGUAGUGAGUACAGUAUCCUGAUAGACUUUUAAAGGCAUAGGGUAGGUUAGUGAGUGCAGUAUCCUGAUAGACUUUUAAAGGCAUAGAAUAGGGUAGUGAGUACAGUAUCCUGAUAGACUUCUAAAGGCAUACAGUAGGGUAGUGAGUUCAGUAUCCUGAUAGACUUUUAAAGGCAUAAGGUAGGGCGGUGAGCAUAAUAUCCUAGUAGACCUAUUGUUUAAUUUUUGUUCUGGUACACACCUAGAUGUUUAGACACAUGCAUAGAAGUUUAGACAGAUGAUGUAAUAUAGAAAUUAUAGAGAGGGUGGCAUUCAUAACAAGACAGACUGCUACACAAAUCAGCUGGGUUUAUCAACUGACGACACUUCUAAAUCUGACCAAGUCUGAAAUUGAUAACCUCAGGGAUCAACUAAUGAUAAUUCUAAGGCAAAUUCAGUCUGAACAACUUGAUAAUCUAAAGACAAAACAAUUUGAGUGAACCUUUUUGUUGUUAUGCUGGUUUUUAAACUGUUGGUCUGACUGGGGGGGGGGGGGGUUUUAAUUGUUUUUUUUGAAGGGUUUUUUUUUUUUUUUUUUUUUUUAUUUUGACUUGAUGGUGUGGGGGCGGGGAGGGCGUGUUCACAUGGAUUUUCUGAAGGGCUUUUAUUUAUUUAUUGUUUUCUUCACCUCCCGUUCUUAACAUUUCAAUUUAUUUCCACAGGUUUGGUCAUUUAAUGGCGAAAAUCUAUUAAUAGAAGAUCAGGUCGCACAGUCUGGCAAAUCUCUUAAAGAUAUGAAAAAAAAAACAUCAUGAUAUUCCUUUUGGCCAAUCUGUCAUUAUCUGUUCGGUACUUCUACGUUAAUGUGAGCCAGCAUAAUGCGUGUUAACCUGUACAAAAACGUGUUUACAACUUUAUUUUACGAAAUAUUUUACAAACAAAUCGUAACUGCUGUAUCUUUGCGGAAAUACAUUGUUAGAAGCCUAUUUGCGAAAAUAUUGUCUGAAAUGUUAAGAUUUUGUAACUGAUGUUUUACGGACUUAGAUAUUAGAAACCCUAUUAAGGCGGCAAGAGAAAACUGGUCUCAGUAUUAUACGAGAUGACUCUGUGAAUGGUCUACCCCAUGGCUCUGUGAAUGGUCUACCCCAUGGCUCUGUGAAUGGUCUACCCCAUGGCUCUGUCAAUGGUCUACCCCAUGGCUCUGUGAUUUGUCUACCCCAUGGCUCUGUGAAUGGUCUACCCCAUGGCUCUGUGAAUGGUCUACCUCAUGGCUCUGUCAAUGGUCUACCCCAUGGCUCUGUGAAUUGUCUACCCCAUGGCUCUGUGACUGGUCUACCCCAUGGAUCUGUGAAUGGUCUACCCCAUGGCUCUGUGAAUGGUAUACCCCAUGGCUCUGUGAAUGGUCUACCCCAUGGCUCUGUGACUGGUCUACCCCAUGGCUCUGUGACUGGUCUACUCCAUGGCUCUGUGAAUGGUCUACCCCAUGGCUCUUUGACUGGUCUACCCCAUGGCUCUGUGAAUGGUCUACCCCAUGGUUCUGUGAAUGGUCUACCCCAUGGCUCUGUGAAUGGUCUACCCCAUGGCUCUGUGACUGGUCUACCCCAUGGCUCUGUGACUGGUCUACUCCAUGGCUCUGUGAAUGGUCUACCCCAUGGCUCUGUGACUGGUCUACCCCAUGGCUCUGUGAAUGGUCUACCCCAUGGCUCUGUGAAUGGUCUACCCCAUGGCUCUGUGAAUGGUCUACCCCAUGGCUCUGUGAAUGGUCUACCCCAUGGCUCUGUGAUUGGUCUACCACACUUAAAAGUGGUAGAUUAAAAAGUUUAUUUUAACACUGAAGCUUCGUGUCCUUUCAGUAUGAUAAUUAAAGAUUACUUUGGAUUUUUUUGUGUUUUCCCCAUGUUAAAUAAAGAAUGAACAUUGAUUACUGACGUAGUCGGGGGCCCGUGUCGACCAUAGAGCGAAUUUAAUGGGGAACAGUUUGUUUAUCACACCGUUGUGCAGUAAUGGAUCCUUACAACAGGUGGCUGGUCUGUAUUUUAUCAAAGAGGACUCUAAGCUAACACAUAAUAUCCUAACUACCGUCCAACAGAAAUUGUAUUCUUUAAAUUCCAAACAAUUCCACGAUAAACAAUACUGGUAGUUUAAACAAACCUUUAAAUGUCCCUUUAUUUUUUUAUUUUUUUAUUUUUUUUUUUCAAAUGACAAUUUCUAAUAUUUUUUUUUAUUUCGUAAAUUUAUUAUAACGCAAAAAUUACCAACUCAAACCGUGAAUGCCUAUAUGCUGUACGUUUUGCUAUCAAAACUGGUGUAUUGCGUGCGUGUUGAGAACCUCUGCUCCGUGGAUGACGCUAACAAUACUACUUUCACUUACGCUGCAGCCCCUGACGUCCCGUUGUGACAGAAUGACGCUAACAUUACUACUUUCACUUACGCUGCAGCCCCUGACGUCCCGUUGUGACAGAAUGACGCUAACAUUACUACUUUCACUUACGCCGCAGCCCCUGACGUCCCGUUGUGACAGAAUGACGCUAACAUUACUACUUUCACUUACGCCGCAGCCCCUGACGUCCCGUUGUGACAGAAUGACGCUAACAUUACUACUUUCACUUACGCCGCAGCCCCUGACGUCCCGUUGUGACAGAAUGACGCUAACAUUACUACUUUCACUUACGCCGCAGCCCCUGACGUCCCGUUGUGACAGAAUGACGCUAACAUUACUACUUUCACUUACGCCGCAGCCCCUGACGUCCCGUUGUGACAGAAUGACGCUAACAUUACUACUUUCACUUACGCCGCAGCCCCUGACGUCCCGUUGUGACAGAAUACACAAAUUACACCUUUGUUUUCUUUGGUUGUUUUUUUUCCCUUGCACGCAUUCUGUUGUCAAAUGAAAUCAAGUUAAGGCGGGCAGAGGUUUUCACGUACCACACCGUUGACCUCCGUAAGGCCAGGAGUAGGUAUGUAAAGGUCACGUGAAGACGCAGGUAUACUUUUGUUUAACGUCACCACACAUUUUCUUACGCUGACCUACAAAAUAUUUAAAAACCUGUUUCUUGUUAACGGAAAAAAAAAUACCAGAGACAGCCGAGCCAAAGACCCACAUUCAAAUAACUUCUGUAAUGACACGGUCCAGUUAUAGGCCCACAUUCAAAUAACUCUAGUAGUGAGACGGUCAAGCCAAAGGUCCACAUUGAAAUAACUCCCGUAGUGAGACAGCAAUAGGCCCACAUUCAAACAACUCCAGUGGUGAGACAGUCCAGUCAUAGGCCCACAUUCAAACAACUCCAGUGGUGAGACAGUCCAGCCAUAGACCCACAUUCAAACAACUCCAGUGGUGAGACAGUCCAGUUAUAAGCCCACAUUCAAAUAACACCCGUAGUUAGACGAUCCAGUUAUAGGCCCACAUUCAAAUGAACUCAAGUAGUGAGACAGUCUAGCCAUAGACCCAAUUUCAAAUAACUCCCCUAGUGAGACAGUCCAGCCAUUGAUCCACAUUCAAAUAUUUUCCGUAGUGAGACAGUCCAGCCAUGGAUCCGCAUUCAAAUAACUCCCGUUGUGAGACAGUCCAGCCAUGGAUCCACAUUCAAAUACUUUCCGUAGUGAGACAGUCUAGUCAUGGAUCCACAUUCAAAUAACUCCCGUAGUGAGACAGUCUAGCCAUGGACCCACAUUCAAAUAACUCACGUAGUGAGACAGUCUAGCAAUGGAUCCAUAUUCAAAUAACUCCCGUAGUGAGACAGUCUAGCCAUUGACCCACAUUCAAAUAACUCCCGUAGUGAGACAGUCUAGCCAUGGACCCACAUUCAAAUAACUCCCGUAGUGAGACAGUCUAGCCAUGGACCCACAUUCAAAUAACUCCCGUAGUGAGACUGUCUAGCCAUGGACCCACAUUCAAAUAACUCCCGUAGUGAGACAGUCUAGCCAUGGACCCACAUUCAAAUAACUCCCGUAGUGAGACAGUCUAGCCAUGGACCCACAUUCAAAUAACUCCCGUAGUGAGACAGUCUAGCCAUGGACCCACAUUCAAAUAACUCCCAUCUAAUACUCUGCAUGUAAGAGCCGUGCUAUGAAGGGCCCAUUUAAUACCCUAUAUUUAAGAGCCGUCCUGGGAUAGGCCCAUCUAAUACCCUAUAUGUAAGAGCCGUGCUGGGAUUGGCCCAUCUAAUACCCUAUAUGUAAGAGCCGUGCUAUGAUAGGUCCAUCUAAUACCCUAUAUGUAAGAGCUGUACUGGGAUAGGCCUAUCAAAUACCCUAUAUGUAAGAGCCGUGCUAUGAUAGGCCAUAUAAUACCCUAUGUGUAAGAGCAACCUUGGAUAGGCCCAUCUAAUACCAUAUAUAUAAGAGCAACUGAGGCUAGGCCCAUCUAAUACUCUAUAUGUAAGAGCCGUGUUGGGAUAGGCCCAUCUAAUACUCUAUGUGUAAGAACCGUGCUGGGAUAGGCCCAUCUAAUACUCUAUGUGUAAGAGCCGUGCUGGGUUAGGCCCUUCUAAUACCCUAUAUGUAAGAGUCAUGCUGGGAUAGGCCCAUCUAAUACCCUAUAUGUAAGAGCCGUACUAUGAUAGGCUCAUCUAAUACCCUAAAUGUAAGAGGCACCUUCGAUAGGCCCAUCUAAUACCAUAUACGUAAGAGCCUUGCUGGGAUAGGCCCAUAUAAUAACCUAUAUAUAAGAGCCGUGCUGGAAUAGGCCCAUCUAAUACCCAAUAUGUAAGAGCCACCUUGGAUAGGCCCAUCUAAUACCAUAUAUGUAAGAGCCUUGCUGGGAUAUGCCCAUGUAAUAACCUAUAUGUAAGAGCCGUGCUGUGAUAGGCCCAUCUAAUACCCUAUAUGUAAGAGCCGUGCUGGGAUAGGCCUAUCUAAUACCCUCUAUGUAAGAGCCACCUUGGAUAGGCCCAUCUAAUUCCAUAUAUGUAAGAGCCUUGCUGGGAUAGGCCCAUGUAAUAACCUAUAUGUAAGAGCCGUGCUGGGAUAGGCCCAUCGAAUACCCUUUAUGUAAGAGCCGUGCUAUGAUAAGGCCAUUAAAUCUUCCAUGACCAGUUUUUCAAUUUCGUUCCCUAUUCAUCGAUCAAGCAGCGAGGCACCAUUUUAAAUAGAAGUGUCGUUCUCAUGAGAUUUCAAGAUAAUUAUUAUUAUAAGAGUGAGUUUAGUGAGAAGAACCUGAUCCUAUGAUGACAAACAAACAGCAUUUAAUUCGGCCUUGACAUUAUGUGUUUAUGUAAAGUCUGAAGGUAAACGAGUCACCGAAAUAUGUAAUUACGUGUCACCAUCAAAUAAUUUUCGUUAACAACUAGCUUUAGUUAAGUAACUACAUCAUCAAUGUUUUUGAUAUCCUUUCAUCUAUUCAGUAUAAUGUGUCAAAUAUAGGAAAUAAAGAGUUUAUGAGAAAUUAUAUUGUUGUGAAAAUAUCACGUCAUAUUAACAAACAGUAAUUUUGCAAGUUUAUUUUUAAAUUGAACAUUAAAGUCAAUAAUGUCACAAGUUUUGAAUUUAUUUUUUUUUUUUUAUUUCAGAUUUAAAAAAAAUCACCUUCAAUCAACUAUUGCUACUUUGCUGUCAAAAUUAUAACAAAAUACCGUAAUAGUCGGCUGACACCGUAGUGAUGUCUUCGGACAACGGUAGCGAGCAGUUAAAAGAAAACAAGAUUCCUAAAGCCGUCUCAACGAUUCGCAACUCUGGUGAGACACGGUACGUUCAGGGCGUAGCUCGGAUUCCAUCAGACAACUUGUCCAGAAGUCCCAAACCGAACAGAACCAGUCUGCGCCGGCACCGGGAUGGGGCUGAGCGACACUCCUCUGAGUCGGACGACGGCAUGCCCAGGAACAUCCACCACCACGUCAGGUUCGCGAACAGCUCACGUGACCUAGAGGCGUCAAGGGAUGACACGAAUAAGAAUGCGUCACGAGUCAUUGACACUAUUGACGAGAAGAAGCCCACCUCCAGGGAGAAGAAGAUGCAGAAAUUCGGGGUUGGAAAGGAGGACGUUGAGUUGGAUAUCAGCGAUGAGGAUGAGGAUGAGAAUUACGAUCAGUUCCAGACGCCGCCAUCGACGCCGAGUCAACAAAUUUUUCAGCGUCAUCAAUUCAAAGUACAAGACAAUGGAAGUAGUCAGCUAGCAUCUGAACCUAGUCACGUUGAUUGCACGAAAGAACAAAGUGAAUCUGCCUCAGAGGUGCCUGCCUCGGAAGAGUUUCAAAGGGCAGGGUCAGAGGGCAGGGAAUCGUCUUCCGGCUCUGACCAGACGUACGAAGAUGCCAAAGAAACGCAGCCGACCAAUCUACAGCUGCCCGCUUCACCUCGUUAUGC